Messenger RNA from Torulaspora globosa, 1455 nucleotides. Its product is annotated as Nup35/Nup53 family RNA-binding protein. NCBI's taxonomy places the organism in Eukaryota, Fungi, Ascomycota, Saccharomycetes, Saccharomycetales, Saccharomycetaceae. The transcript has a single exon. Gene Ontology annotation, biological process: NLS-bearing protein import into nucleus; regulation of DNA-templated transcription; nuclear pore organization. The record is from RefSeq and is a predicted model, not a curated record. Gene Ontology annotation, molecular function: phospholipid binding; single-stranded DNA binding; structural constituent of nuclear pore. Gene Ontology annotation, cellular component: nuclear membrane; nuclear pore nuclear basket; nuclear pore central transport channel. The coding region runs from base 1 to 1455 and encodes 484 amino acids.
AUGUUCGGGACCAAUAGUCAGCCCAGUACCAGCAGCGACCGAUUUGCGAACCUAACAGUUAACUUUAAUCAGCAGCAGCAACAACCGCAACCUCAACAACAACCAAAUCAGGCGAGUACAUACACCUCUCAACAGUUUCAGAGUGUUCCACAGACUCAACAGCAGGCAUUUUUCUCACAGGGGUCACAAAAUCAACUGGGCUCCUCGCAAAGGGAGGCUGAAUGGUACAAUAAUCCACGAAAGCGGGCCAUCCCACAAGCUAUAGUUAAGAGGACCACUAAGAGGUCUCCGUCAGUUGAUCCUAGUCAGGCUGUAACCGACAGCAAUGCAUCCACUCAACGGUCCGGGUUCAAUAGUCUGAGUUUUGGAUCAAAAAAGGACAUUCGAGGUCUUCCAUCAACACAAAGCAUCAAAACCGGCAAAAGUGGAGAACACAAUACCAGCAUAUUAAGCUCUAAUGAGGCCCCACCUACAGUAUCCCUAUAUGACUGGCAACGCGAGGACGAUUUUGGUGCUAUGGUGCCACUUGGUUCUCAGAUAGGCUCUGAGCUGGGAAAACCGUCUUCUGAAGAGAAAACAGAGUCAUUACCGAGCUCGAUAUCGGCUGCGAGGAAAGACGGGACUCAACCAAAUGUAUUUGAUAGAAAUAGUAUUUUGGAGUCUUCGCGGAGCGGUGUGAACAAGAUCGAUAAGAAUGGCGCUCUAAGUCCCACUGCACCAUCCAUUGAAGAAAGUGCAGUUAUUGUAUUUGGAUAUCCUGAAUCUAUUUCGAACCUUGUUAUAAGACAUUUUUCGAAAUUCGGUAGCAUUUUGGAAGACUUUGAAGUACUGAGGAACAGUUCUGGCAUAAACGCUGCAAGCUUACGACUACGUAGACGUAAGUCUGAUAACUUUGAAAAGAAAUAUCCAAUUUUUACAGGUGACGGAUGGGUAAAACUGACUUACGAUUCGUCCUCGGCAGCAGUGCGAGCUUUACAAGAGAAUGGACAAGUCUUUGGCGGUUCUUUGAUCGGAUGUGUGCCCUACAACAAAAAUUUGGUGGAACAGCUGGCAUCUUGUAAAAUAGAAAAAAUGGAUGACAUUGGAGGUGUUAAUUUCUCUGUCAAGCAGUCAUCACUAGAUGAAUCUAUUGAAAAUCCUUUAUCCAGCUCAGCUAGUCCUCUGAGCGGUGAGCGUGAUGAGCAGAUAAUUGGAACUAGAACACCGCUUGGUGGCUCCUCGAACCAGGUUUCCGCGAGCGGCAAUAUUCUGGAGCACCCCAAAAUAACGUAUCUCAAUCGAAGAUUACAUCUAAAGGACGGUAAGAAACUGUUCGCUCACAGUGGCUCUCCUGGCAGCAAUAACUUUCUGCAGAACCUGGAGCUGAAAAUGCGUCAACAAGAAGAAAGUAAUAAGCAACAAGCGGGUCUCUUGUCCAAAGUUAAUAAUUGGUUAUUUGGCUGGAAUGAGCUUUGA